Messenger RNA from Puntigrus tetrazona (Sumatra barb), 4392 nucleotides. It is a transcript of the gene casd1, whose product is annotated as CAS1 domain containing 1. The coding region runs from base 288 to 2816 and encodes 842 amino acids. Gene Ontology annotation, molecular function: N-acetylneuraminate 9-O-acetyltransferase activity. Gene Ontology annotation, cellular component: Golgi membrane. The record is from RefSeq and is a predicted model, not a curated record. The transcript is spliced from 18 exons. Lineage: Eukaryota; Metazoa; Chordata; Actinopteri; Cypriniformes; Cyprinidae.
AACAACUUGAUAUGCAAGAUACCAAGUGGGCUCUAAGCAUUGCUGAGGAAAGCAUGUCCGAUUCAACAAAGCAUUUAAGGAGCUGUGUUUUGCUCAAACAAAUGAUAUCGCUUGUGGCGGCUCAGGAAACGGACGGAGGGAAUAUGUUCAAAGUUUAACAAGGUUUGGUCUCCUCUAGUUUGACAAGUGGGCAGGACACCGAAAAAGGACAGAACGAAAAUUAAGGAGUAGUUUGUGAAAGUCGGAGAUAUUUAUUUAAAGCGCUGGAAGGCAAAAGAAACUCUGAUAUGACAGUUGUUGAUGCAACCUCAGCAGAAGGAGCGCAAUCGGACUCCAGCCAACCUGCUCUGCUCAAGACAACAGAAGCUGAGGCGCACGCGGGAAGCGAGCACGCGCCGCUCGGCUCUGACUCCGUCAGCUUCGCCGCAGAUCGUCUGUCUGCCUGUUGUCAUGGAGGAGCCAAGAUGGCGGUCCUGGCCUAUAGCCUAGGCAAACGGGAAAUAAAUCAAUAUUUCAGCAUAAAAAAUGCUAAAUUGCUGUCUGUCGCCGCCGUCAUCCUUCUCACUGUGUUCCACACGGCUUCUCGACAUUAUGGGGGCAGCGACACGUGUGACUGGCUUUUAUCAAGUGGACGUUUUUUAGGGGACAAUGUAUGGCAGCCCUAUGGCUGCAUGCUACACAAGUACAAAAGCACUGAAGCAAAGUUUUGCCUCAGAGAGAAGAGGAUAGCAUUUGUAGGAGACUCUAGAAUACGUCAGCUCUUCUAUUCUUUCAUCAAAAUGAUGAACCCUGAGGUGAAAGAAGUUGGGAACAAGCAUGAAAACAUCCCUUUUGUAAAUGGUGAUGCCACUGUCGACUUCCUGUGGUAUGCUGAAGUGAACAACUCCUUGAAGGAGCAGCUGAUGUUAUGGACAGAGGGAUCUGCUUCCAAACCACACGUCGUCAUCAUCGGUGCUGCUACGUGGUCCAUUAAGUUGCACAACGGCAAGACUGAGGCGCUCUUUCAGUACAAAGAGAACCUCACGGCUAUAUCAGACACACUGAAAAAACUAGGGGAGCACAGUGAAGUCUAUUGGGUUCUACAAGAUCCUGUAUAUGAGGAUGUGCUAAGUGACAGUCGGAAGAUGAUCACAAAUGAGCAGAUAAAUCUGUACAACGAGGCAGCAGUUAGAGCACUGAAUACCAGCAAAAAGAAGGUCAAGUUCUUGGAGGCCUCUCGGCAAGCUGCUAUGAAGACCAUUUCCCAGUCGGUGGAUGGCUUGCACCUUCCUGAAAGCACAAGAGAUGUUGGUGCUAUGGUUUUGAUGAACUCCGUAUGCAACAAGAUCCUGAAGCCCAUUGAUGGCUCUUGCUGUCAGAGCACCCCUCCCCUUAGCUUCUUUCAGAAGAUAGCUGCUGGUCUCUUCCUGCUGUCCAUAAUCAUCUUCCUCAUCCUGGGCUAUAGUAGACACCAUAAGAGCAGACACGUUCCUGAUGUGGAGAGCGGAGAGGAGAAGAAACCGCCCGUUGUUUUGGGUCAACUCAACCCAAAGGGACCUUUACUGGCCAUUUGCAAAAUGAGCCUCAUCAUGUUGUACUUCUACCUUUGUGACAGGGCAGACAUUUUUAUGAAGGAACAGAAGUUCUAUACGCAUUCUACUUUUUUCAUCCCUCUCAUCUACAUCUUCGUUCUGGGCAUCUUCUACAGCGAGAACAGCAAAGAGACAAAACUUCUGAACAGAGAGCAGACGGAUGAAUGGAAGGGCUGGAUGCAGCUGGUUAUCCUUAUUUACCACAUUUCUGGAGCUAGCACUUUUAUACCUGUGUACAUGCAUGUCCGUGUCCUGGUAGCUGCGUAUCUCUUCCAAACAGGAUAUGGACACUUCUCGUUUUUCUGGCUGAAGGGAGACUUUGGACUUUACAGAGUGUGUCAGGUUCUUUUCAGGCUUAAUUUCCUUGUGGUGGUGCUGUGUCUGGUUAUGGAUAGGCCUUAUCAGUUUUAUUACUUUGUGCCUCUUGUCACUUUUUGGUUUGCAGUUAUUUAUGCUACGAUGGCAUUGUGGCCACAGAUUCUGCAGAAGCAAGCCAAUGGUAGUGCAUUCUGGAAUCUGGCACUAUUGUUGAAACUUCUGGGUUUGCUUCUUUUCAUCUGCUUUUUUGCAUACUCGCAGGAACUGUUUGAGGCUGUUUUUUCUUUGUGGCCCGUUUCAAAGCUCUUUGAGCUGCAAGGUAGCAUCCACGAGUGGUGGUUCAGGUGGAAGCUAGAUCGAUUUGCUGUGAUCAACGGGAUGCUCUUUGCCUUCAUAUAUCUGCUGCUGCAGAAAUGUCAGCUACUGUCUGAAGGCAAAGGAGAGCCUCUCUUCUCCAACAGGAUUUCCAACUGUCUGCUCUUUGUCUCUGUGGUGUCUUUUAUGACGUACUCCAUUUGGGCCAGUGGGUGCAAAAACAAGUCUGAGUGUAAUGAGAUGCAUCCAUACAUUUCAGUUGUCCAGAUUCUGGCUUUCAUUUUGAUCCGGAAUAUUCCUGGUUAUGCUCGCUCUUUGUACAGCUCGUUCUUUGCAUGGUUUGGAAAGAUCUCCCUAGAGCUCUUCAUAUGCCAGUAUCAUAUUUGGCUGGCAGCGGACACCAAGGGCAUCUUGGUCCUCAUUCCUGGAAACCCCACUUUAAACAUUAUCGUCAGCACAUUCAUCUUUGUUUGUGUAGCUCAUGAGAUUUCCCAGAUCACCAAUGACUUGGCCCAGGUGGCCAUUCCUAAGGAGAGCGGGCCUCUACUGAAGAGACUGCUGGGAGCAGGAGUCUUUCUAGUGCUGGUACUGAUACUGUCCCAAAACGAAUAAUCAUGGGCAAUCAGAGACAGUAGCACACCUCGUCCACUGAGGAUCCUAAUGGACCUGUCUGUAUAAAAUAAAGAAACUUGACCAGCCUAGAACAUUUUUUUUCCUAGGAGUUUUUCCUAGCAAUUCUUACGGCAUGGGUCUAUAUACAAAACUCAAGCUGGAACUGAAGCCAAGGACCUUGGAGCAGAAGCAAUUCAGAUGAUCAAACAAGGAUUCUUAAAGCAGGAUGUUUGCAGUAGACAAAUAACACUUACACCUGUGCUCUGUCCUCUCAUAGCUCUGAGAUGUGUUUUAUGGACAGUAUUUAAUAAUUUAUCUUCAUGUUUUAUACAGGGGUACGUGUUUGUGUGUCCUCAUCGUCUCCCCGGUUUUUGUACAUGACGCCCAUGACUGCAAAAUGUGAAGGAGUAAUACAUUCCUGCGUUUCACCUCGUAAAUUUGACAAAACUACAUCGGCUUGAGCACCAAAUGUUUCCAUGCAGAUUCACAUUCAUAUCACACCAGCAGCUUUAUCGUUUAGGUGAACAACCUCUUAUGAAAUUGAAAGCUUCGGAUUAUCAAAAGGUAAACAUCCAUUUAUGUGCUGUCAUAAAAAAAAAACAAAAAAACUCAAUAGCUGUGAAUUUGUUCACACACUGAUGGAAUCCAUAAACACGCGUUGCUUCCGUCAGAAUGUUUUUUUUAGAAGUCGAUUGUUUGCUCAGUUAAUUUUGGGUGGAUGCUGGAGGAACAGUGUUUCAUGUGAAAGGUAAACUUGAACAUUCAAGACAAACAAAGUUAUGCGUUUUGAUCAUAACACAAUGCCUUCUUUACCCUCUUUCAAUUGCACUGAGUGGGGCAUCUUCCCUGCAGACUUUGAGUCAUUUGAGCCAGUUAUAGUUUGGUUUUCUUACCACGUGGUUUACUCGCUUCAUAAGAAUACAGUUUAAUGAUAGAGCCAGCUUUGUCGAUGAUCAGUGACCUCAUUAUUUAUUGUUUUACGUAUGUCUUCAUAUCCUCUCAAACUGCUUGAAACGCAGCCUGAUGUUCCAUGUUCAACUUGAUUUUUUUUUUUAUAUAUAUAUUACAUGUAAAAAGAGUUACAUUGAAUUAUCAGUUUAACUGAUAAUGCUGUAAAUAGAUCCUUUCUGUGCCAUUGAGAGACAGGCGUGUUGUUUCAAUAGUGGUACUCUAGUUACUGUCAUUUUGGCUGAAAAGUUGCAUUUACUAUGAAAGUAUCUCAUUUUUAUAUCUACCUUUCAUAGCAGUUCGAUAUAUGUGAAUUUAAAAGAAACUGCAAGACUUUUUGUCCCUUCAGUGAAAAUGCUUUUUUUUUUUUCCUAAGCAAAGGAAAAUUUGUACAGUGUGCCAUCAUCUGGCACAUCCAUGCAACUAUUUUUUUUUGUUUUUCAAACUCCUCGUCUGUUCAUAAAUCAAGUUUGUAUAGUUUGCUAUAAGUUUUAUUUAAAGAAACCCUAAAGGCCUCAAAGGAAUUUGUGUAUACAGUAUGUUGAAAUGUAAAAAUAGUCAUUUAAUUUGGAAAUGCCUUCAUCAUACUGUACAGUCAAUGUUGACGAUAAACCCCUUCUCAAAAAUG